Molecule: messenger RNA, 3015 nt
Organism: Propithecus coquereli (Coquerel's sifaka)
Lineage: Eukaryota; Metazoa; Chordata; Mammalia; Primates; Indriidae
Gene: CPEB2
Product: cytoplasmic polyadenylation element binding protein 2
Exons: 10
Coding region: 1-2769 (922 amino acids)
Biological process (GO): negative regulation of cytoplasmic translation
Cellular component (GO): synapse; cytoplasm; nucleus
Molecular function (GO): translation factor activity, RNA binding; mRNA 3'-UTR binding; mRNA regulatory element binding translation repressor activity
Source: RefSeq, a predicted model, not a curated record
AUGAGGGACUUCGGGUUCGGGGUGCUGCAGACCGCCCCGCUCCGAAGCAGCAGCCCCGAGUCCCUGUUCAGCGGCGAGUCGUACGGUCCCUACGCCGCGGGGUCCGUCACCCAGCUGCCCUCCGCCACGCCCUUCGGCCCGCUCUCUCCGCCACCGUUGCCUGUCACCGGCUUCUCGGAGGCCGCCUCCCCCUUUUCCAUCCCCCUCGGCGGCGGCGCGGGCAGCUCGGCCGCCGCCGCCGCUUCCUCUUCCUCCCCGUUCCGGGCGCAUCAGCAGACCAUGCAGGAUGAGCUGCUGCUGGGGCUGACACAGCAGCCGGCGCGGCCGUUCUCGGGGGCGGCGGCCACGGAGAAACUCCCCAACCACCACCCCGGCGGCGGCACGAUCGCGGGUGUGACCCACCUCCUCCCCUCCCAGGACUUCAAACCGAGUCUGCACCACCCCUCCUCCUCCUCCGCCUCCUCCUGCUGCUGCUGCCGCACCUCCUCCCCGCAGGACUUCAGUAAGCGGCAGCAGCAGCAGCUGAGCAGCCAGAAGAGGAAAGAGUUCAGCCCUCCCCACCUUCCCCACCCUCUGGACUCGAAGCCGCCGCCGCUCCACUGCCCCAGCCGGUUCAGCCCGCCGCCGCCGCCCGGCCCGCUCCUCCAGCCGGCGCCGCUCGCCCAGCGCCAGCAGCAGCAGCAACAGCAGCCGCAGCAGUUCAGCCUCCCGCACCCGCAGCACCUCCCGCGGCAGGACUUCGCCCCGCGGCAGCGUCCGGCCGACCUGCCCCCGCUCCCGCAGCUCCCGCCCUCGCCGUCCGCAGCCCCGCGGCGCCGCCACGGAGGCUCGGGCAGCCCUCGCAAGACCCCGGCCGCGGGCGAGGGCAGCGCUGCCGAGCCCUCCAAUGCGGGCUUGGCCCCCUCGACGACGCCGGUGAACCCAGCGCCGGGCUCCAUGGAGUCCCCCAACCACCCUCUGCUCAACAGUCCCAGUAACCUCCUGCCCGGCGGGGCACUCGGCGCGGGCGCCUUCAGCAGCCUGCAGAGCCCGGACCUUCCGCACCCGGGCGGCGGCGGCGGCGGGGGCGGGGGGCCCCCCGGAGGCGGAGGGGGAGGCGGCUCCGCGUCGCCGCCGCCGCUGCCCGGCUUCGGCACCCCCUGGUCGGUACAGACCGCGUCGCCGCCGCCCCAGUCCCAGCAGCCACCGCCGCCGCCGCCCCAGCAGCCGCCGCCGCCCCAGCAGCCGCCGCAGCCGCAGCCGCAGCCGCCCGGCUCGUCGGCCGCCACUCCGGGCGGCAGCGGUGGCGGCGGCGGCUCGCUCAGCGCCAUGCCGCCGCCCAGCCCCGACUCCGAGAACGGCUUCUACCCCGGGCUGCCGUCGUCCAUGAACCCGGCGUUCUUCCCGAGCUUCUCGCCUGUGUCGCCGCACGGCUGCGCGGGGCUCAGCGUGCAGGCCAGCGGCGGCGGCGGUGGCGGCUUUGGCGGCCCCUUCUCGGCGACCGCGGUGCCCCCGCCGCCGCCCGCCAUGAAUUUACCUCAGCAGCAGCCCCCACCGCCCGCGGCGCCGCAGCAGCCGCAGAGCAGGAGGUCGCCCGUCAGCCCGCAGCUCCAGCAGCAGCACCAGGCGGCGGCCGCCGCCUUCCUGCAGCAGAGGAACUCCUACAACCACCACCAGCCUCUUCUGAAACAGUCUCCUUGGAGCAACCAUCAGAGCGGUGGCUGGGGCACUGGAAGUAUGUCCUGGGGAGCAAUGCAUGGCAGAGAUCAUCGUAGAACUGGAAACAUGGGAAUUCCAGGAACUAUGAAUCAGAUAUCUCCACUGAAGAAACCAUUUUCUGGUAAUGUCAUAGCACCACCGAAAUUUACUCGCUCUACUCCAUCACUGACUCCAAAAUCUUGGAUUGAAGAUAAUGUGUUCAGAACAGACAACAAUAGUAAUACACUCUUACCCUUACAGGUGAGAUCUAGUUUGCAGUUGCCAGCUUGGGGCUCAGAUUCACUCCAAGAUAGUUGGUGCACUGCAGCCGGAACAUCCAGAAUAGACCAGCUCCAUAAUCUUCAAACUCCCCUUUCCUGUCUUUUUAAAGGUCGAUUGAGCUAUCCACAUCCAGGAACUGACAAUCUGUUGAUGUUAAAUGCAAGGAGUUAUGGGCGAAGACGAGGUCGUUCUUCCCUCUUUCCAAUAGAUGAUGGCUUGCUGGAUGAUGGUCAUAGUGAUCAAGUUGGUGUUUUAAAUUCACCCACAUGUUAUUCAGCUCAUCAAAAUGGAGAGCGAAUAGAACGCUUCUCUCGGAAAGUUUUUGUUGGUGGUCUUCCUCCAGAUAUCGAUGAAGAUGAGAUUACUGCCAGCUUCAGAAGAUUUGGGCCUUUGGUAGUAGAUUGGCCUCAUAAAGCAGAAAGCAAAUCCUAUUUUCCACCAAAAGCAUUUUCCGUGGCUUGGAAAACACUGGUUCAAAUCCGUCCUUGGAAUUUAAGCGAUAGUGAUUUUGUGAUGGAUGGUUCUCAGCCAUUGGAUCCCCGGAAAACAAUUUUUGUUGGAGGUGUUCCUAGGCCACUAAGGGUGGAGGUAAAGCCAUAUGUGCUGGAUGACCAGAUGUGUGAUGAAUGCCAGGGCGCACGCUGUGGUGGAAAAUUUGCUCCCUUUUUUUGUGCCAAUGUCACUUGCCUGCAGUAUUACUGUGAGUUUUGUUGGGCAAAUAUCCACUCUCGUGCAGGACGUGAGUUCCAUAAGCCAUUGGUAAAGGAAGGUGCCGAUCGCCCACGUCAGAUCCAUUUCCGCUGGAACUAAGAAGAGCAAACUGGCCUCUGUGUAACAAGGAAAGAAAGGGUGCAUGUGGCUUACUGUGUCUGAAGAUACUGACAUGCAGAAGAAAUAAGUGCAUUCUUCUGCUUUUCACCCCAGCUAUCAAUACAUGCAUCUUUAUCAGCAGCCAAAACACUACAAGCCUCUUGUUUUUCACCAAAACCCUACAUCUCAGGCUUACUAAUUUUUGUGAUAUUUUCAUGUUAAAAUAAAAUGUUUUUUUGUAUUUUC